Zasmidium cellare ATCC 36951 is the source of this 2043-nucleotide messenger RNA. RefSeq lists its product as uncharacterized. Bases 1 to 2043 code for a protein of 680 amino acids. The transcript has a single exon. The record is from RefSeq and is a predicted model, not a curated record. NCBI's taxonomy places the organism in Eukaryota, Fungi, Ascomycota, Dothideomycetes, Mycosphaerellales, Mycosphaerellaceae.
AUGUCCUUGGAGAAGACAAGCUUUACCGCAGAUCAAGGGCGGCAACAGCCAUCGAAAGUGCACAAGAGCAUACCAAUCGAUCCACAGCGACAGACGCGGCUGUUGGAUCUGCUUCACGGAGCUGUCAGUGAUCCAAUAGUCUGCAGAUUGGUCAGACAUGAUUUAAAACCUAUAACCGACGAAGCAUCCCACGCAGCAGCCAACUACGAUGCUCUAUCGUACGUUUGGGGCCAUGGCGAAGAGCCCGAAAAGAUUUGCGUGAACGGCAUCGACGACUACAAGAUAACACCGAAUCUGGCCAAGGCCCUUCGCAAUCUCAGACAGCCAACCGGAGAGUGUCGAUUGUGGGUGGACCAGAUUUGCAUCGACCAGCAGAACAAAGACGAGAAGACGCCACAGCUUAGACUGCUUGCUAAGAUCUAUGGGCAAGCUCGCAACGUGCUGGUAUGGCUAGGAGAGCCCAGUCCUGGUGUGGAUCUUUCAUUCGUUCGGUCAGAAAAGGAGGCUAGCUUGUGGGCUCUCCGCAAACUCAAGAAACAGUCCCAAGAUGUUGCUCGCGCCAUCAGCACCAGCAACGAGUAUGUCAGUCCUUGGUGGACGAGGUCCUGGGUGCUUGAGGAGUAUGCUCUGGCAUGGAAAGAUCCAGUGGCACUUCUGGGACGCGAAAGGAUCGCCUUCGAUGAUCUGAUUGGCAAUAUGCUGCCUUCGCUGGUAUUCGACAUGAUUCCUGUGCUCUACUUCUUCGGUGAUGGCAAGUCGGGCGAUAGUGCCUCGCAUUUGAUUAUGAUGACGAUAAUGAGGGAGCUGAAUUUCAAGCGCAGCUUUCUCUCAAUGGCAUUCUUGCUGCGGAAUACCGAGACAGAGAACCCGCAAGACAAGGUAUUCAGCAUUGUCACCUCGUUGCCUGAAAAGCAGCAGAAUUUGAUAUGCCGUGACCACGACGCUCCGGAAUCGACCGUGUUUUCGAAAGCUACGAUUGCAGACAUUGAAGCAAGUGGCACCCUGGCGAUAUUGGGAUUGGUGUCUAGAGGUCCAUCAACACCACGAGACUAUCCCUCGUGGGCAGUGGACUUCACCUUCCGACAGAAGGGCGAAUCGACGAAAUAUAGGCCACCGAAAUUCUCUGCUUUCCAAUUCCAGUUGAAGCUGGGCAAAGGUCUUGUGGAAAGGAAUGCCAAAAUGCUCGCAGCGAUUGCAUCCUGUGUGACUUCUGCCAUUUUCAGACAGGACGACAGCUGGAGAGGCUGGACCACGCUCCAGCCUGGCAAAACGGCUUCCUGGUCUGUCGAUGAUCGCUGCCAGCGGCUGAAUUUGGCCGGUCUGAAAUUCGACACGAUCGGCUCUGUAACCCAAUUGGACGAUCCACAUUCGGCGACAAGCAAUGCUUUUCAUACGAUCUCUCAGACCAUGCUGGGCUCGCACACCAACAAGCUGAUGGCGUUCCUGGAUCGGAAGGCACUCAGCGAGUCGGAGAGAAGGGUCUUUGACUUCAUCAAAUACUGCUCUGGUGCGUAUGGACGUCUGGGAGCAACUCCCGCCACUCCUUCAUCAACCCAGAAGAUCGCACAGAAGAUCGCCGAGGGUCCCAUUAGCACCGGUGCGGUGCUUGCACUUUUCAAAGAAUGGGACAGGCUUAUCAGACCAUGGAACGCCAAAUCCUUGCGUGAGAGCGCACCCGGCGCGUUCAAACGCCUCGAGAAGAUUGAAAACGACAACGACAGCUCGCUUGCAGACUUCAUUGGCGAAAUCUUGCGGUCGUUUCGAGCCAUGUUGUUCGCGUCCAUGCACCUGACCGAGUGUUUUAAGGAAGCUGCUUUCUUCAUCACCAAGGCUGGCUUUCUUGGGGUUGGACCGCCGGAUAUCGUCAACGAUGAUGAGGUUGUUCUUCCAUUUGGCAGUCGCUAUCCGAUGAUCGUGCGUCGGAAUGGAGCCAAUGCUUGGCAUUUCAUGGGCUUGGUCUACGUUCGUGGGAUCAUGGAUGACGAGCUGGUAGAUUGUUGUCAAAGGACCAUGUUCGAAGAAAAGAUGUACACGUUGGUGUAG